This is a messenger RNA of Nicotiana tabacum (common tobacco), 2639 nucleotides long. RefSeq names its product protein ANTHESIS POMOTING FACTOR 1. Gene Ontology annotation, cellular component: Set1C/COMPASS complex. Gene Ontology annotation, molecular function: protein binding; chromatin binding. The record is from RefSeq and is a predicted model, not a curated record. NCBI's taxonomy places the organism in Eukaryota, Viridiplantae, Streptophyta, Magnoliopsida, Solanales, Solanaceae.
GGUGCCCCAAGUAUCUAAAACGGCCCAAUUCUAACGGAUCCCGAGUUAUCCUAGAGAAAAGCGCGACAUCUCUUCGCAGGCGUUCUCAGUUGAAAACUUCCGUCGUCGGUAGUGCAGAAGCAAUAGAAUCUGCCUCUCUAGUUAUUGAAGAGCAACCAUGGCAGGUGGACAACCUGAGAGAGAAGACAAGGUCUCACUAGAGAUCACUGAAGAAAUCUUACAGAGCAUGGAAGUCGGCAUGACGUUUCGCGACUAUAGUGGUAGGAUCAGUUCAAUGGAUUUUCAUAAAACAUCAAAUUAUCUGGUGACGGCCAGUGAUGAUGAGUCCAUUCGUCUAUAUGAUGUUGCAAAUGCAACAUGUUUGAAGACUAUUAACAGCAAAAAGUACGGGGUUGAUCUGGUUAGCUUCACUUCCCAUCCUACAACUGUUAUAUACUCCUCCAAGAAUGGUUGGGAUGAAUCUCUACGGCUUCUUUCAUUGCAUGACAACAAGUACUUGCGGUAUUUCAAGGGUCAUCGUGACAGGGUUGUGUCUCUUAGCUUAUGCUCUAGGAAGGAGUAUUUUAUCUCUGGCUCGCUUGAUCGAUCUGUUCUACUUUGGGAUCAAAGAGCUGAUAAAUGCCAGGGCCUUCUUCGAGUGCAAGGAAGACCAGCUACUGCCAUUGAUGAGCAAGGACUUGUCUUUGCUAUUGCUUUUGGAGGAUAUAUAAGGAUGUUUGAUGCACGCAAUUAUGAAAAGGGGCCUUUUGAAAUUUUCUCUGUUGGAGGAGAUUUGUCUGAUGCUAACAUCGUUAAGUUCAGUAAUGAUGGGAGACUUGUGCUUUUGACAACUACGGAUGGGCAUAUUCAUGUGCUUGAUUCGUUUCGUGGCACACUUUUAUCAACAUAUAAUGUGCAGCCUGUUUCAAGUAGUUCAACAUUGGAGGCAUCUUUCAGCCCAGAAGGAAUGUUUGUUAUAUCAGGAUCAGGUGAUGGUAGUGUGUAUGCUUGGAGUGUCCGGAGUGGCAAAGAGGUAGCCAGUUGGAUGAGUACAGAUACUGAGCCACCUAUGAUCAAGUGGGCUCCAGGAAGCUUAAUGUUUGUGACUGGUUCUUCUGAGCUUUCAUUUUGGAUCCCAGACUUAUCGAAAUUGGGAGCUUAUGUGGGAAGAAAAUAGAGGAAUUUCAUGGUAAGUCCGUGUAUUGGGAAGAGAUAGAACAAAUCUACCAAAUCUUCUUGGCUUGUGCCUCCUGAGCAUUGUCUGCAUAACAUUAGGGUUUGGCAGAUCAUAAUGCGUGAUCCUCAGAGUGCUUUCUGAACUAGAACACAGGAAGAUCAGGUACUGAAUUUUCAUCAUAAUGUUGAUGUAUUUGCUGGGACCCCUCUCUCUCUUUCUCUGUCCCUCUCUUCCUCUGGAGCAUACUAUUGCAGCUCAUAUUGAUUUGCUUGAUAAUAUCCUUGGUCAUUGAAUGAAAUGGUUGUAUAAUACGGGGCAAGAAAAUGAAAGCUGUUAAGAACACCUGCCUCAGUCGAGUAGCCCGUCGGCGGCAAAUGAUAAACUUUUCAGGUGUUUCAGAACAGUUUUUGAGUUUUUGCAAUAGUUUAGCCUAAUCAUGUCAACUUUAUCUGGCCAAAGGGUAGAAUCCCUGGCUCAUUAUAAACAAGGUACAUAUGCCUUUGGAAUCUAUAGUAUAUAGAGCAAAUUGGGGAGUCUAGAUUCAGUAGAAGGUAGGAUAGCUUUGGUUAGUGUCUUCUUAUACACUUAGCUCAAAUAUUUCUAUGUGCUAACUAGUUCAGCAACUGGAAAGCUACCAUAUGUGCAUAUAACAUUUAACAAGCUCAGCAGUCGUUCAAAGGCCAGAAAGCUAACCACUCUAUCUUUCUUCCUUUAUUCUGCUUACAAGUCUGCUUAUGAAUGCUGCAUAUUGUCCGGUUCUAUUAUAGUACCAUAAUGACGAUAGCUUGUUGAAAGCUCAUCCCUAUUGUCUUCUCUCCCCGAGUCAGGCUCGUUAAAGAUAGAAUUACUUCCAUUUUUUACUGAAUGAUGCAACUUAGAGGAAAAAAGUCCGCUUAUGAAUGCUGCAUAAUAUCUUGGUCCGUCAUUGUACUAAAGCUUGUCAAAAAAUAUAUCCUGUUUGAUAUCAUUGACUUCUGAGUUUUACUGAUCUUCUGUCCUACAUAAUUGCAGUUUGGGCUACAAGAAAAAUCCGUAGUUGGAAGGUCAAAUGAUUGAUUGAGCUGAGAACUGUGGCGGUAUAGUCCUCCUAUUACUGGACUGAUUUGUCAUGAACCUUGUUUGAUUGCUUGAAGAUCACAUUUUGUGAUUUUUAUGAGUGAAACAUCUAAAACUUUUGAGGGCUCUAAUGUGAUUAAUGAGAUUGGACUUUUUGGUGCUCCAUCUCCUACUAAGUCCAGAUUCAUCCUGCUGGGCCUGGAGAUGCUGCAUCAAGAGAGGCUUUCUGAUACUGUACCACCAAUGUUUUUAACUGUCUACCAUUUCAAGAUAAAAGGAAAAGAAGAGUAAAUUGGUAUUCUCGAUUGCAAGUAAGUAUAGUGCUGUAGAUAAAUUAGACAGUAUUCCCUUAUUUCCUUCUUGUAAAUAACUUUAUCUGACUCGAUUUUGUUCUUGAUGUAUGUGCCUAUAGUUCGGCGUUCUACUU